Alexandromys fortis (reed vole) is the source of this 791-nucleotide messenger RNA. RefSeq lists its product as uncharacterized. Lineage: Eukaryota; Metazoa; Chordata; Mammalia; Rodentia; Cricetidae. The record is from RefSeq and is a predicted model, not a curated record. The transcript is spliced from 4 exons. The coding region runs from base 1 to 768 and encodes 255 amino acids.
AUGAAGACGCUGACUGGACCUUUUGUCCUGUGCUUGUGGCUGCGGCUGAACUGUGUGAGCAGAGGAGAGAAGCUGGAGCAGCCUUCUCUCCUGAGUGUCCAGGAGGGAGGCAGUGCCGUUAUCAACUGCACCUACACAGACAGUGCAAAUUAUUACUUCUACUGGUACAAGCAAGAGCCUGGGGCAGGUCUCAAGUUCCUUAUGAAUGUUCUUUCAAAUGUGGACAGGAAAGAAGAACAAGGACUUACUGUCUUACUGAAUAAGGAGGACAAACGUCUCUCCAUGAACAUCACAGCUGCCCAUCCUGGGGACUCAGCCACAUACUUCUGUGCAGCAAGUGCACAGUGCUCCCCAGGCACCUGCUGCCUCAUGUUUUCUGUCAUCUGUUUCAAUAUCGUGAUCCUCUUGAUGUUUAAGAAGAGUAAUGCAGAGUCCGUAACUCGGACAAAACAUCCAGUGACUCUCACAGUGGGGGAAUCUCUGAUCCUGAGCUGCACCUAUCAGACUCCUUAUUUAGAUCCUCUGCUUUUCUGGUACGUGCAAUAUCUCAACAAAGCCCCUCGGCUACUUCUGAAGAGCUCCACAAACAACAAGAGGACAGAGCAUCAAGGGUUCCACGCCACUCUCCAUAGGAGCAGCAGCUCCUUCCACCUGCAGAAGUCCUCGGUGCAGCUGUGGGACUCUGCCCUGUACUACUGUGCUGUGAGUGACACAGGGAGGGAGACUGCAGGGGAAGCUGCACACAAACCAAGAGGGCAAGAGGGCUGAGAGGAGCGGCCCUGUGAAGGAGA